Molecule: messenger RNA, 4077 nt
Organism: Caenorhabditis angaria
Lineage: Eukaryota; Metazoa; Nematoda; Chromadorea; Rhabditida; Rhabditidae
Source: the annotation of a GenBank genome assembly
AUGUUCAAUUGGACCAGGCAAAGAUCAAGAUCGAGGAAUCAAAAUGUUAUUGAGUUUUCAGAUGAGGAAAAGGCGAAAUUUGAAACAGCGAAAAAAUCACGUAAGAACUUCCGAACCUAAAAAUUAAAAAAAAACUCUUCAGAUAUCUCUACAAAAUGUCCGAUUCCUAUAGAACAAUAUAUGAAAACAGUCUCGAGAUUUUCAAAAACUUGUGGAGUUUUUUGUGUAAGCCAAAAAAUCUUCCUAUAUUUCCCAUAAAUUCUGAAAUUUACAGUUUGAGAAGGCGUUUUCAUUCAUCUCCGAUUAUAAAGCCGCACAUUUUGGUCCACCAAUAUCACCAUCCAAUCCAUACAUCUUAAUCCUGAAUAUUCUGGAGCAGUUAGCAAAUUGUGAUAGGAAAUAUUAUAUUUUAUCAUAUCUGGAGCAAAAUGAUGUCACAAAAACAAAACCACUCAGAUUGUCAUAUGCUUCAUUGUUGUAAGAGAAUUUUUUUUUUGAAAACAUUUAUGAUAGAAAUGGUUUUUCUUCAGAAAAUCAACAAAUAUAUUGCACAAAGGUUUUCUUGAGAUCAAAUUUUGGGUGAUCGUCAGAUUGCUGCGAGAAAUUCAGGGAUACAUCAAGGCACGGAUAUGUGCCAUCAAUUUGUAUAAAUAUAUGGCUUUUGUAGGUUAGUUGAGUUGGAGCUCAAAAAAUCUAGAUGAAACCCAAGAUUUUUUAGCCAACGAUUGUGAUAUUGAAUGGAAAGAGAUUACUGAAAGAGGACAUUCGAUUAUCGAGUUUUUGUUACACGGUAUGUUGAUUUUUAUUAGAUUUUGAAAAUUAUUGGGAUAUUUUUACAAGUAAACAUUGUUUCAGAGCAAGUUUCAGAAAAAAAUCGACCUCAAAAAUGAUUAUAAAAAUAUAUUUCACAAUUUUGUACUGAAUCAAAUGUGAUAAUAAUUUUCUGAAACUUAAUUUGUUCGUACGAACAAAUUUUUCAAAAGUGAACCAACUUAUCUAAUUUUGGAGCUCUGGCUCACAGAACUUUCACUGAAUCUUUCUGAAAUUCUGAUCUAAAGCCUAAACGUUCUAAAAAUUUCGAAAAAAUUAAUCACUUGACUUUUGAGAAAAUUUUUCAGCGAAAGCCUCUAGAUCUAGUUGCCUAAAAAAUUUAUCAGAAAUUAAUCCGGUUCGAAAACAAAUUACUUUUCCAGAUUGUCAAAAAUCAACCACAAACAACGAUGAUUAUUGGGAUACUGACAGUGAUGUGGAGCAUCUAAAUUCAACUCUCGAAUUUCUACCAAUUCAAGAAGUGAUUUUUGACGAAGAAAAUGAUCUGAAUGAACGGCGAGAAAAACGACAAGAAGAAAAACGAAGACUUCAAUUGCUAAACAUUUUGGAAAAACAGAAACAAUCAUUUUUGACUGAAACCAGAAAACAAUCUGCUAAAAGUGACAAAAACAAGGAAAGAAAGAAAUUGGAGCCAAGGAGAAAGGUGUAUAUUUGUGAACCUUCGUGUUCGGAACCUUCAAAAAACCAUCGAGAAACCACCAAUUUUCACAAUCGGUGGUAGUAGUGGAAGUAGUUCUGGAUCUGGGUCAACCAUUAGAUCUUAUAGUUCAAACGAGUCUGUGAAUUCUGAAGAGCAGAAAAAGCCGAUCAAAAAGUCAUCUAUGAAAAGUGUAUCAAGUGUUGGAUCAGCAUCAAGAGUAACUUUUAGUUCGGCGAGUUCGAGUUCAUCUAUAUCGAGUUUUUAUGAUAGCCAAUCUUCGGAAUCUACAUCUUCUGAUUGUGAAUCAUCGAUUUCUACUGAAAAUAAUAAAACACCACAGAACAAUGUUGAGAAGAAGGAAAGAAUAUCUGACGAAAAACAUCCAAAAAUACAUCUGAAGAAUUCUUAUAUUCAUCGAGUUAUUGAUAGUUUUGAAAAAAAUGAGGAUUUAUCAAAACUCUCUCUUGCUGAGCUUCAGGAGAAAUUUGAAAUUGAUUUGGAUUUAAUGAGUUGUGAAAAAGAGAAAUUCGAAAUACCAAAGAGAAAAAAACAAAUGUCAAAAACUGAAAAAUCGAUGAGAGAAGAAGCAGAGAUCGAGAGAGAAGAGGUUAUUUGGUUCAAGGAAUCUAUCGAGAAAAAAAUCAGACUCAUAGAUCGAGAGGCGAGUAAAAAGAGCAUCUCAUGGUGGAAAAAGUUGGGAGAAGAUAUUGAAACCCUUGGAAAAAUCAAAACUAUGCCGGAUAAUUCGGCUGAGGAGUGUGCGGCAAGGUUUUUAAGGCAGGAAAAAUAUCUGGGAUUUGAAGGCGUUAGUAAAAAUAUUGCGGAUGAUGCAAGUCUCUCCACUUUUUAUCGAAAUGAAAAUGAGAAAUCUAAAAUGAAGAUUGAGAUGAAGAAGAGGAUCUUGGAGCAAAGAAAAAGUGCAUCUGGAAAUAAAAAACAAAAAACUGAAAACGAUUUGGAAAAUGAAAAAGUGAAGGUGAAUGAUACAAAAGAAGGUGCAUGUUACAUUGAAUCCUCAGAUGACGAAGAUUCAGAAAAUGAGAAAAAAUCAUAUGUUCUGCAAAAUAUGAGAAAACUAUUUUCCCAUGAGAUAUAUACACUUAUGCUCAUUUUUGAAACACAAUACAAUAUGGCUGCAGGAAAUGUGAGUUGAUUUUUAAAUUUUGGGAAACCUUAUGUAUAUUCAAAAUUUUUCAGAUGGUCCGAUGUGUUGGCUACAUGAAUCAAUUGUCAUUUCAAUUCGAAUUUCUAUCAAGUGAACUUGAAGCAAUUGAGCAUCAGCCGGAAAAGUUUUUCAGUUUUAAGAAGGAAGCUUUGAAGCCAAGGAAUAAUUUGAUACAUUGGUUUAUGCAUGUUUAUCAAUUGUUACAGGCGAAAUUAUGUUUGUAUGCGACUGAUGUUUUUGGACCAUCUUGUUUAACUUUGAAAGAUUAUACGGUGAGUCUAGAGUCUUAAUGAGAGUCUCGUGCUAAAGCUUGAAGCUAGAGCUCGAAGCUAAAGCUCGAAGCUAGAGCCUAAAGCUAGAGCCUAAAGCUAGAGCCUAAAGCUAGAGCCUAAAGCUAGAUCAUCAAACCUAAGAGAUCCAUAAGUCUAGAGUUUGAAACCUCUCAUAAAAAAUUCCAAAAUUUCAGAACAUUCAAAAAAUCGAUAAUGGCUUCAACUUUGUCGAAAGAUGUGUUGAAUUCACACAAAUCAGUCAAGCAUUUUUCCUGUGUAUUUGUGUUGGCGGCCGACAAAGAAUCUCGGAAAAAGAUGGCAAUUUUGAAUCUUGUAUGGUCCUACCAGAAUAUGGAAAAACAACAUAUGACGUGGAAAUGCAAUAUGAAAAACUGUUGGAGGAGGAAAAAUCGAAUCAGGCUGCGGAAUUGCGGAAAAUCACUAGAAAACGAGUUAUAAAACCGAUGAGAGCUUUGAUAAAAAUUCAUGAUUUGGGAGAGAUUUAUGAUCUACCAUUGGUAGAAGCCAGGAAAAUCAUAGAAGAUUGUUCAAGAUUAUCAUAUGUGGAGAAAGAAUUUUUGAGAAAUAAUCUUCAAUACCUACAAUCAAGAGAAUCACGAGAUAAAGGGGAACCUGCUGAACCUCAAUCAAAAAUCGAAAAAGAAAAUUUGGUUCCAAUUAUUUUCCGAAUCCCUUCACCCCUGAACUCUGAACAUAAUGGAAUUGCGAUGGUGAAAUCGGAAAAUUCCAACCAUGCAUUUCAAUUAACUUCAGUUUUUGUGCAACAACAUCUACAUCCAAAGUGCUUAUUAUAUAAUGAGGAAAAUUCGAUUGACAGGAAGCCUUAUAGAUUUGUUCAUUAUGACAGUGAUACAAAUAAGGUUUGUUAAUUUUCAAAUGAGUAUAUGAAGGCUGGAGAGAAGUUAGCGCAUCUUCACCCAGAAUCUCUAAUUUUUCAGACAUAUUUUGGAGAAUCAAUAGAACGUGAUCUAUACAUGGUUAUAAUAUUCAGUGGUCGAGUUCGAAAAUGGGAACGCCAUAUUAUUGAUUUUCUAAAUGAUAUACUUCCCGAAAUUCGUUGCUCAAAUUCUUUGAAAUUGUUAUCGCAUGCUGCAAACAAUCCUGAAUUAGGGGGUCGAGGUCGAGUUGGAAAAACUGAACAGAAAUGA